AAAGAAGUGGACGUGUCGGAUGGGCCCUUAGGCUCCCUCGUUCCUCAAUGGUGGCCAGCCCUUCUUCAGACGUUGAAUGAAUCCGAUGAAGGAAGGAAAGUGAAUGUUCUUCCUUGGCGGGAUCCUUUGAUCCGGUCGCCGCCCCGUGGUGGGGAAGGCGUAGCGCCGGCAUUCAGGAUUCCUAUCCAGCCUUAGUUGCACACAAGCCGUCUUUGAGUUACCACCACCUCACCUCGAUCAACACCUGGAUUACGAUUUAUUUUAGAUUCUUUCAAACGACGUCCAGUUUGAACCAUCGAGAAUGGGCGGGAAGUGAAGUGAUAGUUAAAUAAGCUAAGAAUGCAACAAAAAGAAGUUGUAAUAUGAGUUAAAUUUAGAUUAAGACUAUUAUGUGUUUGCAAUUGGAAUAAAAAAAAAAAAAAAUGAUGAGUGUUAAACCGACGACCGUUCUGAUAAAAAGCAGCAAAACUGGUUCUCUGUCAGUCGGGAAGGGUCCGAGCGGAAACGGGGAGACGGGCAAGCAUGUAGUCCGUAUCAAGCUGGAGGAGAGCAACGUAGUCGGCGACUCGUGCUCGGUCAGGAUCACCAUCCGGUCCGGAUCGGACGAGGACAACAACAACAUGCUGUACAAAGGCGAGGAAUGCCUGUGCCAGCUGAAGGGCGAGUCGCCGGCGAGCGAAGCUGCCGAUAGUGGCACGUGCAGCGACUUGGACGGCACCACUCCACCGCCCAACCACCGUCAUAGGACCAUCAUACAUUCCGACGACGACGACGACGACAUCAGUUCCGACUCCCUGAGCGACACGGACCGUCGUUCUCCUCCAGGCUUCUUGCCGUUCCAUUUAAACGAAAACGACUUCGAGAAGCACUCGCCUUCAUUGAAGGACGACGGCUUCACCGGCCGACACCACGGACUCCACGGUGAAUCGGGUACCAUCAAAAGCUCCAGGGGCACCAUCAGAGGUGUCAAGAAUAGAGUUCGUGCCAGCAUUGCCACUUUUCUACAAUUGGAUAAUAACAAAACAUGGCAAGAAAAAGAAAAGGGGACGCUUGUUGUUUACACCACGACGAUGGGCGUGAUUCGCGCCACAUAUCUCAGAUGUUUAAAGGCACGCCAUAUAUUGAGGACGAACAUGAUCAAGUAUACAGAAAAGGACGUAUUUAUGUCAAAAAGCUUUCAAAACGAGCUUAAAGAAAGACUCGGGACGGAUUCGGUCUCUUUACCGCAGAUUUUUCUGGAAGGCAGCCAUUUGGGGGACGUUGAAGUUUUAGAAAAAAUGAAUGAAACGGGAGAGCUGAGAAGCAUCCUUCAACCAUAUCGAAGCAAAGAGGCUUGUACUACAUGCCAAGUGUGUGGAGACUUCCGCCUGUUGCCGUGUAAUGUGUGCAACGGAAGCAAGAAAUCUGUCCAUAGAAACCAAUUCAGCACUGAACUUGUCUCAUUGAGGUGCAUGCAUUGCGAUGAAGCUGGUCUGGUCAAGUGUUACGCGUGCUAAUGUCAAUUAAAAAAAAAAAAGAAAGAAAAAACAGAUUUGUUGGUGCUUAUUUUUAAUCAUAGACGAAAUUAUUGAGAAAGGGUUUGGUCUAAAUUGUUGAAACAUUGUUAUUUUUUUUUAAAAAGAUCAGACAAAAAAUAGAUUUAAUUUCUAACAAGAGUAUUUUUCGAUAUAGAAAAUAUUUACAAUUUUGCCAACAUUUCAGGGUUAGUUGUUAACAGAUGAAACAGACGAAAUGGGCUCCAUUAUUUUUUUUAUAGUCAAUGUUUGUUGUUUUUGAUGGCUUUGUAAAUAGUGAGUAAAAGAGCCAAAAAAAGGUUCUCGUAUUUUCUAUAGUCAGCUUUUUUAAAACAAUUGUGCUUUGUUAAUUUGUCAUAAUGUAUGUAAAAUUAAUAUUAUACUUGCUGUAAAUUUAAC
Messenger RNA from Cimex lectularius (bed bug), 1913 nucleotides. Its product is annotated as glutaredoxin domain-containing cysteine-rich protein CG31559-like. The transcript is spliced from 5 exons. The coding region runs from base 423 to 1496 and encodes 357 amino acids. Gene Ontology annotation, biological process: sensory perception of sound. NCBI's taxonomy places the organism in Eukaryota, Metazoa, Arthropoda, Insecta, Hemiptera, Cimicidae. The record is from RefSeq and is a predicted model, not a curated record.